GCUGUUCCUCCAAGUCAUUCAAGCUGUACUCUCCAAAGGAGCCCCCCAACGGCAGCUCCUUCCCCCCGUUCCACCCCGGCACCAUGCUGGACAGAGACCUGGGCCCAACCCCCAUGUACCCCCCCUCAUACCUGGAGCAUGGAAUAGGGAGACACACACCGUACGGGAACCAGACAGACUACAGGAUAUUUGAGCUCAACAAACGGCUACAGAACUGGACAGAGGAAUGUGAUAAUCUGUGGUGGGAUGCGUUCACUACAGAGUUCUUUGAGGACGAUGCCAUGUUGACCAUAACCUUCUGUCUGGAGGACGGACCCAAGAGAUACACGAUUGGCCGGACGUUGAUCCCGCGGUACUUCCGGAGUAUAUUCGAGGGGGGCGCCACCGACCUCUACUACGUGUUGAAGCACCCCAAAGAGUCCUUCCACAACAACUUCGUCUCGCUGGACUGUGACCAGUGUACCAUGGUUACGCAGAACGGAAAACCCAUGUUCACACAGGUGUGUGUGGAGGGUCGUCUGUACCUGGAGUUCAUGUUUGACGACAUGAUGAGGAUCAAGACGUGGCACUUCAGCAUCCGACAGCACCGGGAACUGAUACCACGCAGUAUACUGGCCAUGCACGCCCAGGACCCCCAGAUGUUAGACCAGCUGUCUAAGAACAUCACCAGAUGUGGACUGUCUAACUCCACGCUCAACUACCUCCGACUGUGUGUGAUUCUGGAGCCCAUGCAGGAGCUGAUGUCCAGACACAAGACCUACAGCCUCAGCCCCAGGGACUGUCUCAAGACCUGCCUCUUUCAGAAGUGGCAACGCAUGGUGGCCCCGCCAGCUGAACCAGCCAGACAGGCCCCUAAUAAGAGGAGGAAGCGUAAGAUGUCAGGCGGCAGCACCAUGAGUGCCGGAGGAGGAACCACCAACAACAACAACAAGAAGAAGAGUCCAGCUAGCAGCUUCCCCCUGUCCAGCCAAGUACCAGAUGUGAUGGUGGUGGGAGAGCCCACCCUGAUGGGAGGGGAGUUCGGGGACGAGGACGAGCGCCUGAUCACGCGGCUGGAGAACCAACAGUUCGACGCGGCCAACGGCAUCGAUGACGAGGACAGCUUCAACAACAGCCCCGCGCUGGGCGCCAAUUCUCCCUGGAACAACAAAGCCCCAUCCAGCCAGGAGAGCAAGAGUGACAACCCUACGUCUCAGGCCUCACAGUAGAGGAGGGGAGGAGGGGAGGGGCUUCCAUAGUCUUAAAGGGGUUUCCUCUCCUUGUGGGUGUGUGUCAAUUGUCUGUAGUGGCUUCCUGACUGUUCUUAUCCUUUUCUCUUAAAGGGGCAAUCUGUAGUAGAACAAAAUAACAAAGCGUCACCUCUACCUCCCUGUUUUAGUAAAAAGCUGAGGGGUAGGCCUGGAGAAAUGUAGCCAU
Salvelinus fontinalis (brook trout) is the source of this 1416-nucleotide messenger RNA. Its product is annotated as LIM domain-binding protein 1-like. Gene Ontology annotation, biological process: positive regulation of transcription by RNA polymerase II; negative regulation of transcription by RNA polymerase II; nervous system development. The transcript has 10 exons. Gene Ontology annotation, cellular component: transcription regulator complex; nucleus. The record is from RefSeq and is a predicted model, not a curated record. Gene Ontology annotation, molecular function: LIM domain binding. Bases 84 to 1208 code for a protein of 374 amino acids. NCBI's taxonomy places the organism in Eukaryota, Metazoa, Chordata, Actinopteri, Salmoniformes, Salmonidae.